AAAAACACGAAAUUUUUAGGCUUUGCUCAUCAGUUUGUCCUCCAUUUUGAAGUCGAAAUCUGAACCGAUGCAGCUAAAAUCCUCACAACAUGAAGUUCUCAGUCGUUGAAAGCGAUGGUAGAUUGCAUGAGUUUGUAUUUACGAAAGAGAAGCUCGGACAAGAGGUUUUAGAUCGGGUUUGUGGUGAAUUAGGGAUAAAAGAAAAGAAUUACUUCGGAUUAAAACACACCGUAAACGAUACUAGCGUUUGGUUGAACCUGAGAAAUCCGGUUUUAACUCAACUCCGUCCACACUUACCAGGAAAACCCCACCGGCUUCGUCUAGAAGUAAAAUUUUUCGUGGAUCCUCGUGAACUACAGCAAGAAGAAACACGGCGACAUUUUUACCUUUGCCUAAAGACCCAAAUAGCAGAAGGAAAAUUCAACCUCACUCGAGAAAAAGCGGUAAAGCUAUGUGCUUUAAUGGCACAAGCAGAAUAUGGCGACUAUGAAAGUCAAAAAAGACAUAACCCAGAGUUUCUGUCGCCUUGGCCCCGGCACCAAAUGGAAGAAGAAGUAGCCAAAGUUCAUGCAAGUUUGAAGGGAACAGACUCUAAAACAGCCCGAGAUAACUUCUUAAACGAAAUGGCCAAGGAAGAUUUAUUUGAUGCAGAAACAUUUAAAGCUAAAGCCGGAGGAGAAAAAGUUUUGGUAGCAGUUGGCAGCUCAGGUCUGAAAGUCUACGAACGCAAACCUUAUUGCAGACUCAAGCAAAAAAUUUCAUUUGAAGACAUCACUAAAAUGAAUUUGUCUGAGGAACGCCUUAUUCUGGUAACGAAGAAACCACUUGCAGAAAGCCGCUACAACUUUAUCCACUUCUUUUUACCAAACAGCGAAGGAGCUAAAGCAAUGCAUAAAGCUGUUCUGGAACACCAACUAUUCUUCUUUUCUCCUAAAGUUCGCAAAUCUGUAGUUAACCACUACCUACUUUCCAUGCCGUGCUGGGCUUUACCGGCGAAAUGGUUGACCAAGAUUCCGUCCAAGGAACUUUAUCAUUUAGAUGUGAAACUGACAAGACGGCAGUCAUAUGAUCAACAUUAUGGAACAAUUAUUCAGGACUUUGAUAAUAAGCAUACAAUGCACGAGUGGCUACCGAAAUGUGCAAAAUGCAAAGUCAAGGAGUCUAACACCAUAUUCUGUCCAUGUGGACAUGUUUUAUUUUGUUCGGAUUGUGCUGCUGAUGAAGUAUUCUGUCAGGUCUGCAAUGAACCUGUCACGGCAUGCCAGAAGGUAUUCUUUGCUAUGGACACAAAUGACAAUGAUUGGACCUGCCAAAUCUGCAUGGAUGAUGUUGUCAACACUGUUUUCUGCCCUUGUGGACAUGUUUACUGUUGUGAAGAAUGUGCCUCUAGCCUUACUUACUGUCCUCUUUGCAAAACAUUUGCAACUUAUGUCCAGAGAGUCCAUGUGGAAUUUCCACAAACAGAAAUGUGAAUAUCAUGCUUGACCUGCCUCUAGGCCAUUAUAUACUAGACAUAUUAUAUACUAGGCCAUUUAAUUAUUGUGCAUUAAUGGACUACAUGUACUUCGUCGAUGCAGCAGCCAUGUUGAUUCACAAGGUGUCAUGGGUUAUCCAGAGGGCCACCAAAACAAAAAUGCUGAAUUAACAACCCCUUGAUAUUGGAGAAAUAUUCUCAGCUGUGGAACUGUCCAUUUUUUUUAGAUUCACCUCUUGUCAAAUUGCAUGAAACAUAAGGAACUGUUCAUUAAUUA
Molecule: messenger RNA, 1751 nt
Organism: Actinia tenebrosa (Australian red waratah sea anemone)
Lineage: Eukaryota; Metazoa; Cnidaria; Anthozoa; Actiniaria; Actiniidae
Product: E3 ubiquitin-protein ligase MYLIP
Biological process (GO): ubiquitin-dependent protein catabolic process
Cellular component (GO): cytoskeleton
Molecular function (GO): ubiquitin-protein transferase activity
Source: RefSeq, a predicted model, not a curated record